Messenger RNA from Varanus komodoensis (Komodo dragon), 3588 nucleotides. It is a transcript of the gene PRR36, whose product is annotated as proline rich 36. Lineage: Eukaryota; Metazoa; Chordata; Lepidosauria; Squamata; Varanidae. The coding region runs from base 1 to 3588 and encodes 1195 amino acids. The transcript has 5 exons. The record is from RefSeq and is a predicted model, not a curated record.
AUGGCGGACAAAGCCGCUGCUAGUGGAGACCCAGCAUCCCAGGCAAACGGCGUGGCAAUGGCCAGCGCAGCACCAGCGGCUGCAAAGCAGAAACCCAGCAAGAACCCUCAGCCGGGUGCCCCCAGCCGGAAGCAGCCAGCAGCCUCCCGCCCUCUGUCGGGUCCUUGCAGCACUCCCAAAAUGCUCAGCAACGGAACAGCCCGGAAGGCCGGUGCGUUGCAGCUGAGGCAGCAAGUGCCCAAGGCUGGCGGGGCCACCAACACAUCUGCUGGCGUGAGCACAAAAAAGGUGGCCGGGGACAGGGCCGGUGGGCAGAAGACUUCAGAAAAGAUUGGCCUGGACAAGGUGGGGCAGCAAAACCCCACGAAGGGGCUGUCAGUGCAGUCAGCUUCAGCACCAAAGACAACUGCCACAAAGCCCAAGAGAGCUGAACAGACAAAACCAUCCAGGACUUGGUUACCAGGGUCAAAGAAUGCCACUUCCUCAGCACUAAACAGAACACCAGCAAGUGACAAAAGUGUGAGCAAAGCUAAGCAGACAGCACCACCUGCUGGUCAAGCUGUAGCAGUGCAGCAUCAGAAAAAUGCUCUGGUUACCCAAAGAGAUGCUUCCAAGGGAGCCACCAUCACUAAGGCCAAGACUGCAGGCUCAUCCCCCAUUGUGAAGGUGCCAUCUGUCCCAAAGCAACCCAAAGUCUUAGGCAGCAAAUCACAGUCUGACCAAAACCUUGGACAGAGGAAUGUUGCUCCCUCUGGGAAUACCAAGCUUUCAUCCAAGAGGUUUUCAGAGCCCACAAAGCCUCGAAUUCCUGCCAAGACAGCAGGUGGGAAUGUCCAUCCUGCCACUUCACAAAGGCCUUUAGCCCACAAGGUCCCCACUGCAGGGGGCAGCCCAGGCAAAAAACUUCUGAAGAAAGAUGCCCUUCCAAGCCAAGAGGUGGCCUCCAUUCAGAUUAAACUUCAGAAGGAAGCUUCCAAAGAUGGGAACACCAAGGUAACCACCAGGGAAGCAGAAAGUAUUUCUAUAGAGGCUCCAAGGCCUCUGGACAAAAUGGAGCUUACAACAAAGUUAGAGACUGACCAGCCACUCUCCAAGGAGGCAGAGUCUGAGACCGCCAGGGGGGCAGCCCUGGAGACUGAGCAAACGGAAGCGAGCCUCUUGGAAGGGGAAGAAGUGGCUGAGCAGAUCAGCUUGACAGAACCUGAAGUGCUGUCUCCAGCAAAGCAUGAAGCAUCCUUGAGCUCUCCAGGCUGCCUAGUUGCAGAGGUCUCCUCUCCUAAUUGGAUGUCUCCCAUUGCUGCCACUCCUCAGGUCCAAGAACCCCCUGGUGGUGGCAGUGGUGGUGCUGAUGAAACAGAGCAUUUGGAGAUGGCUCGCCCUUGUAAAGUGGCCUCCCCAAUUUGUCUGGAGCUCUUUCCCCAGGCUCCUGUACCAGAAUGCCUGUGGUCUGGUGGGGAUGGCACAGGGGCCGAUUGCUCGGGAGAACAAGCGCUGCCACACCUUGAUGUUCCAGUGGUGGUGGAGCAGCCAGGCCUGCUGCCUGCCGCUGACAGACCGUGCACAGACCUUCACCAUCUGCCUGCCUCCCCGUCAGCUGAGCACUCCCCAAGGCCAAAUAUGGAAAAUGGCCUCAUGCUAAGCUGUGCAGAGGGGCUUCCCUCUCCCGGCUCCUCGGUCUCAAAGGCUGCAUUGCUUGAGGAGGCCCAGGCUAUUAAGCUCCCAGCACUGCCUGCAGAGGCACCGCAGGAGCCCCCGCUCCAAGCAGAGCUACCUCCAUCAGCCAGGCAGGUAGCACCUCCCCUGGAAGCAGCAGCUGGGCCUCUGGCAGGGGCACAUGCUGGCAGGGAUAGCAUUGAGAAUGAAAAGGCAGCAGACCUGUCUUGGAGCUCAAGGGAGGACACGGCAUCUCUGGAGACAGAGGAUGAAGGACUGAGGAGCCCCCUAGACCUCGCAGCUGAAGGUGGCCAGGUUACACAGGAGGCGGCUGCUCCCGCGGCUGGCAAAGAGCUGGUGGAGGACCUGCAGGAGGCAGAGAGUUCUGCAGUUGAGCAGCUAAUUCAGGACCAGGCUUCCCCCUCCAUCCCUAUAGCUGCAGCCUCGCUCCCUGCAGAGGGGGAUGGAGAGCCCUUCGUAGGCCAUGUUGAGCACCAGUCCAGCUCUCCUGGUGAACACCCCAGCUCGGAAGGCCCCGAUGCUGAGGCACUGACCCCAGAGGUGUGUGGGAGCCACCCAGAGCACCUGGAGGCGGCUCCUGGAUGUCAUGUUCCAGCUCUCCUGCUCCCUUCCUCAGAGGAGAUCACCCCUGGGGACAGUGGUGGCUUUGCUCCAGGGUCUGUAUCUAAACCGCAGAGCCUGCCCCUAAGGACCCUGCCGUUGUUACAGGAGCAGCCCCCUCAGCUGGCCGAAGAGCUGGGGCCGGAGCUCAGCAGUGCAGUGCUGCAGAACCGCUCCCCUGAGAGGGGGAGCUCCUCUUCCAGAUCCAGCACCCUGAGUGGCCCCGAUCUGGCUGGCAAGAGCAGCAGUGAGACCAGCACCCCGGAGGAGCUGCGGGAGUACGACAGCAGCUCAGGCGUGGAGUCCAAGUCAGACGAGAAGCUGGAGGAGCCCUGCCACCAGCCCCUGAGUCCCCUGGAGGACCUUCCUGGUGAGCUGGACCUGGGCAUCCACAUGGAGAAGGGUGACGAUGAGGCAGAGACCCUGCCGGCGGAUGAAGUUCUUGGAGACCCACCCACAGAGCCGACCGUGUCCUCAGAGGAGGAGACAGAAUUGGACGUAGACCUCCUGAAGGACGCCAACUUCUCUGCGGCGGUGUGCCUGUCGGCAUCCCCGCCCAGCCAGCCCCCCUUGCCCCAUUCAGUGGAGGGAUCGGAUGAGCCUGGUUCUGGCGAUGCCGGCACCGAGACACCUGCCUCCACCAACUCCGCUGCCUCGUGCGACGUGUUUGGUGCCUUCCACCUCCAUUCGACCGACAGCUGUGCCAAGAGCCCCGGCCUCUCUUCCCUGGAGAGUGAGGAGCACUCCACGGAGGGCAGCAAGGACCAGCUCCCCAGAGAGACCAGCAGCAAGAUCCCCGUGGAUUGGGACCACCCCCUGCAAGUCCCCCCUGCUCCCCAGAAGAUUGGAAGGCAGGAUGAAGAUUCCCCCCAGCCUCUCCUGGCCCCUCAUAGCCUGGCUGCAGGUGUCAAUGGGGCCGGCAUGCCUUUCCCCUGGGGACCAUGCCCAACAGAGAUCCUCUCCACUAUCUAUGAAGUGGAAAGUGGUGCUGAGACGCCUGGCCCAGACGAAGAGGAUGGGAGUCACUGUGUGCGUGCCACCUCCCGAGAGCAGGCUCUUCACCUAGGGAACAUCCAGGCCACAGUCGUGCAGCAGCUCAUCAGCCGGACGCUGCUCUUCUCAGCGGAGGCGCCUGGGGCUGUCGGUGGGAAGGGGGCAGUCAGCAGUGACGCGGAGAUCAGCAAAUGGACAGAACUGAUCUCCCCGUUGGAUGAGUCGCGGGCCAGCAUCACUUCUGUGACGAGCUUCUCCCCGGAGGACGUGUCAUCCCCUCAUGGGGACUGGACUGUGGUGGAAGUAGAGACCUUCCACUGA